ACGGUAGAAGAGUGAAGAAGGUACCUACCUAGUUUUAGUUUGAUGACGUGACGUCUUCGCCCUUCGGCUUCGGACUGCGUUUACAAGUAGUACGAAGUCCGAAUGGUAGAUAGCGAUCGGCUAUCCCAACAAAAUUUAUACAAAGUGCUGCUGCUGGGUAAAUGACUAAUGGGCAAUGGCGGAUUGUUGGUGUUUCGCGUCUUGUAGUACUAUUUAUAACCUACAAUACAGUUCUAGUUUUCAGCGAUAUGUACACUAACGUUUUUACAUUCUGUGGAUUUGUGAUGUAAAGCUUCAUAAUUGUGCCAAUGUCGAAUGGACGUCAUUUAUUACAAUAAAAAGUAACAAUUUAAAGGAAUAUUGCACAUACCUAAAUGAAUAUUCAGUGAAAUGUUAUCGAACAAAAUAUUUUGACAUUCAUACUACCUGCUGUUACUGUUAGUACGUUUUCGUCACAAGUAGAGAAUGGUGCAUGCCAGAAAGAGUCCAAUGAGUUGCUGAAAAGAGUCCAAAGUGUGUAACUAACCAUGCAUGCAGUGUACAUACUGUAGUACAAAAUAUAUUAGAUUCCUGCAAGCUAUGUGUAUUUGAUAACAAAAUGACUGAAAGACGGAAGAAAAAAACCCAUAAUGGAUUCCUCCGAAAAGUUUCCUCCUUAUUUAAUCUUGACACGGUUCAUGCUUCAACACCAGAAAUGAAGCAGUUACAGGUAAAUGGAAUUGAAGGUGGUGCAGCAGGAGACGAUGGCUACCAGUACAUGACAGUGGUGUUAUCUCGAGCUGGAGGAGCAGGCUUGGGGUUCAGCAUUGCUGGUGGUUCAGAUAAUCCCCAUGUUGCCGAUGAUCCACAUAUUUAUGUCACAAAGCUGAUACCUGGAGGAGCUGCUGCCGCUAGUCAAUUGCUUAUUGAUGAUGCAAUUUUACAAGUUAACGAUACAAAUGUAGAGAAUGUAACGCAUGCAGAAGCAGUUGAUGCAUUGAAGAAGGCUGGCAACACAGUAUGCUUAAAAAUUAGACGGCGAGUUACGGAAGACCAUCUAAGUGUGUCACAAAUAUCAAAUAAAGAAGAGGCUGUGGAAAUAGAGCUCGUGAAAGGUGGUUCCGGCUUGGGUUUUAGUAUAGCAGGUGGCUUGGGAAACCAACACAUACCGGGAGACAAUGGUAUUUAUGUCACCAAAAUAAUGGCCGGAGGAGCAGCUCACAGAGAUGGAAGAUUGAGAGUAGGGGAUAAAUUGCUGAUGGUCAAAAAUACCUCGAAAGGCGAUGUGAACUUAGACAAUGUGACACAUGAAGAUGCAGUUGCAGCAUUAAAGGCAUCCGGUGAGAGAGUAGUGCUAGUUCUGAUUCCUGGACCCAGGCAUGGACAACCUUCUCCUAGGACUUCAAGAGCCAAUACUCCAUGUCCAACUUCAAGCACAACAAAUUCACUCAGACGAGAGGAUGUGACGGACAGUUCGGAAGAGGCCAGAAUUGUGGAGUUAGAGAAGGGGCCACAGGGUCUUGGUUUCAACAUUGUCGGUGGUGAAGACGGGCACGGGAUAUAUGUGUCGUUCCUGUUAGCUGGCGGGCCAGCUGAACGUUCAGGGUUAUUGAAGCGAGGAGAUCAACUACUGGCGGUUAAUGAAGUGGAUAUCACACACGCGACUCAUGAACAGGCUGCCAAAGCUUUAAAGGGGACAGGCCAGAAUGUCAAGUUGACGGUGGUGUACAGGCCGCAGGAGUAUAAUAAGUUUGAAGCUCGAAUUAAUGAGUUGAAACAACACACCUUGCUGAGAACUUCACAAAAACGAUCACUGUAUGUGAGAGCACUGUUUGAUUAUGACCCGAUUCGUGACGACGGUCUCCCGUCACGAGGUCUGCCCUUCCGCUACGGAGACAUCCUGCACGUCACAAACGCUUCCGACGAUGAAUGGUGGCAGGCCAGGCGACUUGACACAACGGAUCCAGACGCCAUUGGUAUAAUCCCGUCGAAGCGUCGCUGGGAGAGAAAACAACGCGCCCGGGAUCGGCAAGUCAAGUUCCAGGGACAGGGACAACCCGUCUCCACCAGCCAGUCAACAUUGGAGCGGAAAAAGAAGACAUUAUCGUUCAGCAGAAAGUUUCCGUUCAUGAAGAGCAGAGAAGAUGGUAAAUCAGAAGAUGGCUCGGACCAAGAGCCUUUCAUGCUCUGUUACACACAAGAGGACACGAACGCCGAUGGUCAAGAUGAGAACGUAUUGUCGUAUGAGACGGUCCAGCAAAUGACGAUUAACUACACGCGGCCUGUGAUAAUUCUGGGACCGUUGAAGGACAGGAUCAACGAUGACCUAAUAUCAGAGUUCCCUGAUAAGUUUGGAAGCUGUGUGCCACACACGACCCGGGCGCGGCGCGACUACGAGGUGGACGCACGUGACUAUCACUUUGUAUCGAGCCGGGAGCAGAUGGAGCGAGACAUCCAGAACCAUCUCUUCAUCGAAGCGGGCCAGUACAACGAGAACCUGUACGGGACCUCCGUGGCCUCUGUCCGGGAAGUCGCUGAAAAGGGGAAACAUUGCAUUUUAGACGUCAGCGGUAAUGCCAUAAAGAGGUUGCAAGUCGCGCAACUGUACCCAAUUGCCAUAUUUAUCAAACCAAAGAGCGUAGAAUCUAUAAUGGAAAUGACGAAACGAAUGACUGAAGAACAAGCGAAGAAGACUUACGACCGUGCGCUGAAAAUGGAACAGGAAUUCGCGGAAUAUUUUACUGCUGUUGUAACAGGAGACACGCCCGAGGAAAUUUACGCUAAAGUGAAAGCCGUAAUUGCUGCGGAGAGUGGGCCCACCGUUUGGCUUCCGAGACGUGAACCGCUUUGAAUCACCUCCCAUCAUCUAGACCCUAUAAGAAUAGACAAUAACAAAACCAUAGACAACCCGAACUACGUGUAAAUCACAGAUAAUUAAUUAAAUAAAAAUUUUGGUUUCAUAACCAAUCUCAAAUAAACCUACAAUAUUAUAAAGUUUCAAUCGCUUAUAGACUUUUCCAUAUACUUAAAAAAACACAUUGGUUUUACAUUAUUGACUUAUAUGAUAUAAAUUGUUGAUUCUUUGUAUACAAUCUGAGCACUAGUGAGUUCAUAUAAAAAAUGUUUCUCUUAUAAGCUUUAUUUGUUUUAAAAAUUGUUAAAUUGUAACUCCUUUCGUUCUUGCUCAGUGGCACUAACUUACCUUUAUUGCAAUCUGAUAGCUAACGUCGUAUUUUACUAAUAUAACAUAUAGUACACUAUGGAUUGUUCUAGAAAUAUUAAGUUAUUUUAUUAGUAAUUGUCUUUCUCACUUCGAGAGAAUUACGCUGCAUGAUUUUAAUUUCGCGUGAGUAUUUCCUAAUAAAAAAAUCUCUUAAAUAUACAAGAAAAUCCGACUUUCUUAUAGGUUUUUUUAUGCUUGAAAUCUAUUUAUUUGACAUAAUUGUAUUUGAAAUAAUUUAAAUUGUAUUUGAGAUUUUGACAGUGCUGUCAGCAAUCAAUUCUUACAUUGUGUAAAUGUUUUAUUAUAUUUUUAUCUCUAUUUUAUACUAACAUUCCUUUAAGAUCUACAUAAUCUACACAAAACUGCCGUAUGGGGUGGACAAAAAGUUGACUAGAUUAAAUUUCCACCAUAACUUAUCAAAAGUAGACAUCCAUAUGAUUUUACAGUCCACAAAACCUCAUUCAUUAUAAUUACAUAUGAACUUACAAAUGUAUAGAAUCUAUCCCUGUCGCACACAUACGUCAUGCUCACACGUGGGGUCAAUGUCCGGAAUUAUCUUCGCUGCACGACCGGAGUGUAUUAGUUGAUUAAGUUCCACACACACACACAUAGUAUUAUUCAUCGUUUGUUACGUGAAUUACAUGACUUGAUAGUUUUCCCUUUGGAUAAACAACCGUGCUGGAAUUAAUAAUUCUUUGUUGAAUUAAUUCUGGAAAUAAUUUAAACUGUCUUUGCUUUUGAAUAAGUUUUAAUGAUAGUUUAGAUGCCUUAUUGCAGAAGAUUGCUCAGUUAUAUUUGUCAACUUGAAGUCAAGUCAGCAAAAGUAUACUUAUUUGCAAAAAAACUGGAAUACAUUUAAACAUUCCUGUAAUAUCAUUAUAGCAUAAUUAUCAAAGUGAUUGAAGAUAGACUGAAUAUUGAGAACAUUGCUAUUAAAAAAUUAUAACUUUGCACUACUACUAUGAUUCCAUUGACCUUAUAACGCAUAGGCGCCUCAUAAAGUCAAAGUUAAAAAAAAAACUUUAUUCUAUUAUUCUUAAACUUAGCGCUUUAGAAUUGUCAUAACAAAUAUUUAAUUUAAAUUACUGAAUCUACCAUAUGUUCGGAAAAAUUGGAGCAUAAAAGAUACUCAACACCCACUCUUAUAAAUCAAAUAGAGUAUUUUACAAUGGUUGUAAUAUACAAAACAAAUUAGCUUGGCUAAAAGGGUGCAUCCAGUUUAAGAAUCAUGUUCAAAGUUAAAAAGUUGCGAUUUAAACAUGAAAUGUUUAAUGAAAAGUAAUAAAAAAUUAACUGUAUAAGUUUUAUAUUGGAUGCUUAGAUAUUUAUACGUCAAGAUAAACUUUGACAGCUGUGAAAACGUUGAAAAAAAAUUAGUUUAAAACUACCCUCUAUUUUGAGCAAUUCAAGCGCACUAACACAAAGUGUGAUACAAAAAAAUGCGAGUAUAAAACGUAGCACUAAACUAAUAUUCCUGGCCUGUUUUAUCGGUUGUCUAAUAGCAAGAGACUAUCUAGACGUAUAAAUUAUUUUAAGAUUGGAUGCAUCGCCUUUGUGUAAGGAUGAUUCGUCUGUUGAUUAACUUAAUUGUCUCAUUCCGAAUAUAAUAAAGGUAUACGGAGACUACAGGGUUAUAAGAUCGUCAUCCAUAGACCGUUCUUGGUGCGCUGACAUUUGGAUCAAAUUAUCACUUAAUAUCAUAUAUUUUUUUUGCAAAUAAGUAUAUUUUUUGUAAUAAUACUAUGUAAUAUAUCGUUAAGGUAAGGUCACAACAUCGUCUUUAACUUUCAUUCGUCGUAGUAUAUUAAGCAAUUCAAUAUCCACACAACACGGAGUCAACACCAGUAUAUACGUGAAGUUAGUUGCUUAUAGCGUAGUGGUCCUGUCUCGUAUGACGUCACGGCGUUGUUCCAAUGUGCCUCCAAUUAAUAUUAGAUUAUUUCGACGUGCUACUGGCUCGCGGACUGUUUUCUUUCGAAAUUAACUUACCUGACUGCCAAGUGUGAGAUUUUUUACCUAUUCGAUCGCGUAAAAGUUAACUACGAUUUGUAUGGCGUCGAAAGAGCGCCAUCUAGUGAAAGUAGAAGAAAACAUAGAUUUCCCGAUAAUUAGCCGUCAAUUGUUAAGUUAUGUUUGAUUGAACCAUACACUUCGAAUAUUCUAGCGUAUAGACGGCCCGGGUAUGCGUGAUCACUUGAUUUAUCUAUUUGUGCGUUAGCUAGGGUCUUGUUCCAAGUGUGACUGAUUAGCUUUCCUAUAUCUUGAUGUAUCAUCCUUAGAGAUGUUCAUCUCUCUCGCACCUUUGUCUAUGCUAGUAUAUUCUAAAUCUAUGGUCAUUGAACCUUGUGUUACGAUUUACUUUUGACUUGUGUGCGUGGGCACGCAACUAUGCACGCCACCUGACGGUUUGUUAUUAAAUCUCAUUGUGAUCCCUUGUAUGUGUGUUGUGAAGGUAGCUUUAGAGGACGUUUUGGCGGGUGAUAAGUUAAUUUAUUUUGUGAUUAUAUUCGCCUUAGAAUGUUAACUACGUCUAGUUGCCCGCCCUAAUCAUGAAUUAGCACUCGAAAAAUCAAAAGCACCGUCUUCAAUAUGCAUAAAAAAAUAUAAUUUAUAUAAUUGGAAUAAUUAAAGCGAGUUUUUGAGAGUUUCACUCGUAAUAUACCCAAUCUAACUCUAGGCCUCAUUUGCAUGGGAUUUAAAGUCGUGACGUCAAAACUAGCUUCUGCUUUGGACUAUCUACGUCACUUUUGCUUUAUCUACGUCAGAAAAGCGAUGAAACAGAUCGGCAUUCAAAUGUUUAUUAGCCCAUUUACAAUGCAGUAGACAGGGCUUUGAGUUGAAUGUACCUUGUGUCAUUUCUUGCAUUGCGUUUAAUAAACGCCGCGCUUUUUCAACUCUCAUGUGAGUGAGGCUUUAUAGUGUGAAACAAUGACAAACGAAACUAUCUAGGGAUAGUCUAUGUUAUUACUAUUUUUCAUAACUUCUUGAAUUUAACAUUAUUUUUAUAGAUGUGACUAUUCACUAACACGCUUUCGUCGUAGUAAACUUUCGCUUACGUUGAACAGCGAUUUUAAAUAUUAUUCUUGUGUAAUAAUUGCAUAUAACAAAUUUUAUUUAUUGAAAAUUGAAUAAGCUUCGAUCUAAUGUGUAAGAUAAAUUGUAUAUUGUAGAGAAUUAAAUGAUAUUCAUAUUGAUUUGAGAGUUUUAGAGUAAUUUGUGAAUUACCUUCAGUGACGCUAUUGAGAUUCGCAAAGAACUCGGUAGGUAAUAUUGUUAACUAUGACAAAAUAAUUAGGUGUUAUUUAUUGCUACGUAUAGUUUUAAAACCCACCCACGCGACCUCUUUGCCUAGGCUUUAGACUUUCAUAUCAAACACUACGAUUUAUUGACUAACUUUGACGUGUCGAGCAAGUUUGAUGUCAAUGUCAUUGUCACUGUCAAGGAAUCGUGAGUUGAGUGAGCUGGUACAGCGUUGAUAUUUGCUCAAGCGGCAUGAAAUCGGCGCAAGCGGUUUGAAUCUCAUGAUGACGUGCACUUUACUAACUCUUUCUUAGACAAUGGUGCAAGUUUGUUGGUCAUUUUUAUAAUAGUAAUGAAUUGUGUUAUAUUAUUAUAAUGGUGUAAGUUUCGCACCCGAAUAGCGUUUCACCUUUAUUUAUUGAGAAUUUUAUUUUCUUACGAGUCAUGCUCAUCUGCAAAUAUGGCGGUAGGCGCGAAAAAUAAUUAACGCUUUCUAGAUUUUAUUCACUCGUAUUACUUUCGUGUAGGGUUUGUUUUAUCUUGUAAUAAAAUAUACAAUAUUUUCCCCGUACUUAAUGUAUGCAAGUGUGCUUAUGUUUAACUAGCUGUUAAUAUUUUAACUGUUUCAUGACAAGACCUAAUGGAUUGAUUUAUUUCCCGCCUUCUAUUUAUGUCUUAAAUAGGUUACUUGCCAAAGAAGUUUCGCAAUGUCUGCAAAGCUGUUUGGAUAUGUUGUGAUGUACUUAAUUUCUCAUAUUUUUAACUGUCUGAAUCAUGAAUUAAAUAAUUAUUUAUACUCGGAAUGUAUUGAUUUUACUUUGUAGGUAUUCUACUUUAUCUGUAUUUUACGACAGGAGACGUUUCGAAACGUUUUAUUUCACAUUAUUAGUUUUUAUUGUAAUAAGUAUUUGUUGUGUCGUAGUUAAUUUAUGUACAUUAUAAAAUUGUAAGUAUGUGCCUCUAUUAAUGUGUUAACAAUAGAUAUAUUAGUAGUUAUCAUAUUUUAUGUACACAUUUUAUCAGAAAGCCAUAUUUGCAGAUGUACAAAUGUAUCAAUUAGUAAUGUUCAAUAGAUUUAGUUGGAAUAAAGUUAUUUACGUUGAAAAAUC
This is a messenger RNA of Leptidea sinapis, 7551 nucleotides long. RefSeq names its product disks large 1 tumor suppressor protein (gene dlg1). Gene Ontology annotation, molecular function: protein binding. Bases 599 to 2830 code for a protein of 743 amino acids. Gene Ontology annotation, biological process: chemical synaptic transmission. Lineage: Eukaryota; Metazoa; Arthropoda; Insecta; Lepidoptera; Pieridae. The transcript is spliced from 18 exons. The record is from RefSeq and is a predicted model, not a curated record. Gene Ontology annotation, cellular component: neuromuscular junction; postsynaptic density membrane; neuron projection.